CCCGUGUGUGUCUGCCUAUCUCUUCUUAUCCGUAUCGCGGGGGCAUCUGCAUGUGUGGGUGGUGGAAGAUGGGUGGCAUCGGGAGGUUGGGUGUGGAGCCGAUCAUCCCCGCGGGGGGCGGCGGCCGCACCACCGCCCCCGAAGGGGCCCCUCCAGGUCCGGGUCCUCCCCCCAGCAUGCUCGUCGAAGUGUAGCUCACCUGAGACCUGACACAAAGGAAGGAAAACACCGAGAGAGGUACAUACCGGUGAGUGAUGAGCUGUGUCCCCGCUACUCCCCCCACCUGUUGCUUGCGACACCGCCCGCAGCACCACCCUCUGACAGACACAACAAAGGCAGCAGAGGAUACACACCCACCCACAUGUGUAUGUGUAUGUGUAUGUGUGUGUGUGAUCGAUCACAUCACAUGACGUACGUUGUCCCGAUGCUCCCCUUGACUGCGGUCCCUCCUUGAGAUUGGCGGUGGACACGGUCUGGAAUGGGUCCUGCUGCUGCUGCUGCUGCUGUGGGAGGCGGAGUCCCCCGCUGUGGGGGCUGUGGCGCACACUCAGAGCCUGCGCCGGGGGCAGGUUCUGACGGGCCGUCACGUCGCCGCGGUCAAAACGGCCCUUGAGCAAUGUCAACUGAUGGAGUGGACACACACACAGACAAACAGACAGACAGACAGACAGGUAGACAGACAGAUGAGCAGAGUCGGAUGUGUGUAUGUGUUGGGGUGUGUGGGGUCUGGUUGGUGGGGUGGGUUGCCUCGUUAGUUGCUCGAGCUAGGUUGGUGUGGAGACCCUCAACUUGAGCCUACAGGUCAAGGCAGAUAGAUAUGGGGAGGGGGUGUGUGUGUGUGUGUGUGUGCGGUGGUCAGUUGCCUGUAGGUGUUCCUGCAUCUGAAGUGAGCGCCGCUUAUGGCCCUCCAACACACCCAACCUGCACUCACGGACACGACAGCGACAGAAGGCAACAAACAUUAGCAGCAGGUGAAUGGGUGGGGGGGGGCCUCUCUGUCAUUCCUCUCUCUCUCACUUAGAUUCGAUCUUGUUGAUGAGCGACUGCAUGUGCUUCCGGUGGUCCGACACGUCAUCCUUCGCCUCCUGCACACACACACACACACACACACAUAAAGACAGUCUGUCGGGUUCUUUUCAUCAGAUCAAUGGAUGGACGGAUGGACGGAUGGAUGGAUGGCUGGUUUGGUCUCGGCACCCACCAAUAUGCCCGCGUCCGUGACCCGUUUGAGGUGUUCGAGCGCCACCUGCAGCUCGCCCACCUUAUCAGUCAUAUUGCCAACCUGCUCAACGAUGCUAGACAACUACACAUGACCCCCACACCCACACCCCCACACACGCACACACAGAGGGACAAGACACACGAGUGAACCCCAUUGCCAUCCAUCUCAUUGUAUGUGUGUGUGCCUGGAUGUGUGUGUGUGGGUUACUUUGUGGUCGAGUGCCUGUAGGUUUCUGUUAGCGGUUUGGUCCUUGGCGCGCAGUUCGCGGCGGAUGUCCUCCCCCUCGUGCCGCAGAUGCACCACCGACUGCUUCACGCUACCCAACUCACUCGACAACUGACACAAGACACAUCCAUAGAAACGUGUGUGCGCCUGUGGAGGGGAGGUGGCUUUUUGGUUGGUAGGCAGGCACCUUCUGCUGGUUGGUGAAUUCUCGUUGGUUGAGUGCCUGCAGUUCCUCAGCUACGUCCUGGAUGGCCUGCUUGGCCGUCGACACGUCCUCCUUCUCCUGAGCCUCCAAACGGUCCUUCUCCUGACCACCGACAAACACACAACACACCAACACAACACACACAUCACAAUGAGUCUCCCAUCCCAGCCCUCCUGCGAAGGGGUGUACAGUACACCAACCAUACAUACCUCUGCGAGUUGCAUGACUUUGUCCCUGAGGGUCUUGAGCUCCUGCUGCGUCUGGGUCAGAGUGCUCUGCAGGGUGUGCUGGCUGGAGGAGGCGGCCUUCUUGAGCUCCGACAGCGAUGUGGCGUGCGCCUGGAGCCCCUCGCGCAGCAUGCGAAUGUCACCCGCCACGUCUUCCGGCUGAGCCCCCAAAGGAGCACCGGGGUGCGACGCACGAACCUAGUAGGAUACAUACACAACAACACAACAACACAACACACACAACAGGACCAUUGAUCAGCCAUUACAUUACGGCGUUCAGCUCACGUUGAUGUUGGGCGCCCGCAAGCCGGUUCCUGAGGUGGAUCUGACGACCUGUGCAGGCGUGAAUGGCGGGAGUGCGAUGGAGCUGGGGGGGCCGCCGGGUGUGGGAGCGGGCGAGCCUCCCGGGCCCGGCUGCAGGCGAAGCUGGGUGGGAGGCAGCGCCACAGGGCGCCCCGGCAGACCGGGCGGCGGGAAGUACAU
Messenger RNA from Vitrella brassicaformis, 2362 nucleotides. Lineage: Eukaryota; Vitrellaceae. The record is from the annotation of a GenBank genome assembly.